Punica granatum (pomegranate) is the source of this 1036-nucleotide messenger RNA. Lineage: Eukaryota; Viridiplantae; Streptophyta; Magnoliopsida; Myrtales; Lythraceae. The record is from RefSeq and is a predicted model, not a curated record.
AACUUUGAAAUGCAAAUUCUAAAAAUCUCUCGCCGCGUGGAGGUCACGCUCCGGCACAACUCCUUACGAAGUAAAGGCCCAUCGCGACCCCAGUCGUGUAUUGCACGCCAGCCACAAAGCUUUUAAAGCUCCUCGGCUUAGCAAUGGCGUCGCCCUCAUCUUCUUCCUCUACUUCCUCUGCACAUAGAGCUGGAGAGUUGCAGGGCUCCGGAAUGCUCUCCAAGGAACAGCUGCUUCAUCUCUUCGACCGCUUCUCCUUCCUCACCUCUCUGCCCGAUGUUAAGAAGCGGAUUGCUGAUGCUGUGCAGGACAAACAAGAAGCUGUUGCUGUAACUACAGCCAUCCAAGAAGAGAUUUUUCAGGAGAUGGGUACUGAUCCAAGGUUUGGUAUAGCAUGUCUUGGAAAAGUGAAUAUGGUUUAUGAGAGUGACCAGGACUUGAUGAUUCAGUUCUAUAAAUUCAUUGCAAGAGAAGAAAUGGCCUGUGAUGAAGCUGAGAUAGGACCUGAUGAGUUUGCAGAAAGAAUGCAUUAUCAUCAAAAACUGCAGGAGCAGCAACUGGAGAUGCUGGAGCAAAUGCGCAAAUUUCACCUAGAUGAUCAAUCAGUAAUACUAGAAAAGUUGUGCCAUCAGUUGGAAAGUGCCAACUUCGAGAAUGAAGCGUCUGUACUGUCAUCGGAAGAAAUACAAGAGAUUGUUCGAAGGAAGGUCUCGCCUCUAUUUAAGCCCAGAGGAGCAGGCUGAUAUGAAUUAUGCUCUGAUGACUUUUGGAAGCCUGCUGGCUCUGUUCAUCUCUCUCUUCGCAGCUCGUACAGUCGUCAACCUUUUCUAUCGAUCGAAUGUCCAAGCUUCUGUACUUCAGGGCGCAUUGAACAGUUCAUAUAUCUAACACCAUGAAACGACUAAACACGUAUCAGUUUAAAUUCGAGUGUUGUAUAUCUAUUGCACUUCAGUAUGGACGUGAGACUCUGGUACUGUAAUGCGAGAAAGCAUCCGAUAUUAGUAGCCAUUCACUAUAUGCCUCAAUAUUUUGAUUA